Symbiodinium natans is the source of this 1062-nucleotide messenger RNA. The record is from the annotation of a GenBank genome assembly. Lineage: Eukaryota; Dinophyceae; Suessiales; Symbiodiniaceae.
AUGCGCACUGCCUCUCGCCUCGUGGCCCUCACAGACAGAGCGAUCCUGCGAGUUUCAGGAGAAAACAGCGGGCAAUUUCUACAAGGCUUAUGCACGCAGGACAUGCAACGCCUCCAGAUCAUGCGGUCUGCGGGCCACGCCGUGCUGCCCGCUGCUUUCCUUUCACCCAAAGGCAAAGUACUUUGUGACACCCUUGUCCAGCAAGUGGACAAGCACGAAUACUUCGUCGACUGCCACGCGGAUUCGGCAACACCGCUGCUGCGACUGCUUAUUCGUCAUCGCUUGCGACAGCCACUGACCAUUGAGAACAUCUCAAAGAGUUUUAUGCCUUUUGCGCUCCUUCCACCUGAAGCCGAAUCUGUACCUGGUGCAGAUUCUAACGCAGGCGACAAGCUGGAUCUCGCCAGUUUUUUUCCAGAUCCUCGGUUUGCGGGAAUGGGACAGCGCGCAAUCUUGCCUGCAGAUGUGGCGAACACGACCCUCAGUGUUUCUGACUAUCAUCGGUGGCGUGUGUGCUGCGGAGUUCCAGAGGGACCGCGUGAUAUGAAAGUCGAUGAGAUCAUGCCUUUGCACGUGAACAUGGAGCUGCUGAACUUUGUGUCUUUCUCCAAGGGCUGCUACGUAGGCCAAGAGCUGCUGACGCGAACCAAGCACAGAGGUGCUGUGCGAAGACGUGUUUUCAUUGCUGUGGCCGCUGACUAUGGCACAGAACAAAUCCCGAAGCUUCAAGAGGUGCUGGGACACUUGCAACCCAGCUCUCCCCUGCCUGAAAACUGCAUCGUACCGAUCGAAGAGUCCUUGGAGCGUGAUGCGACGUCCGACGCAUUGGCCGUGUUUUCCCGACGUGACCAGUCCGACCUUAAGCAAGUUGGCGUGCUGCAGUCUGUGUUCCAGAAUGUGGCCUUGUGCCUGCUGCGGUGUGAGGGUGACUUCAAUGACCCUCGAAGUUUCAUAAAUGCACCCGUGCAAGAAGGGACAGAGAUCGUAACGGCAUCAGGCCGCUCGCAGAUGCUACUAAGGGCUCCCCCAUAUGCAUUUUUCGAGACAGCGUCGCAAGAGUAA